Plasmodium fragile is the source of this 1221-nucleotide messenger RNA. RefSeq lists its product as uncharacterized. Bases 1 to 1221 code for a protein of 406 amino acids. NCBI's taxonomy places the organism in Eukaryota, Apicomplexa, Aconoidasida, Haemosporida, Plasmodiidae. The transcript has 3 exons. The record is from RefSeq and is a predicted model, not a curated record.
AUGAUUGGAUUAGGCAAGUGGAACGCGACCCUGUUGGGUGGCACCCUCUUUGGCGCCCUGAUGCUGAACUCACUGUCUUAUCCCCAAUCGGCGCAUCGUGGAAGGAGCCUCUCCGAGUUGUCGCUUUAUCUGGCCGGUAUCACAGACCCAGAGAACUACCACUUGGGUGGACAUCAACCCCGCGCCCAUGACGUGGACAACGAUUCUAAAAGUGAAAAUGAUGAUGAGAACGAUUCUAAAAGUGAAAAUGACCUUGAGAACGACUCUAACAGUGAAAGUGACCUUGAGAGCGAGUAUGAAAGUGAAAGUGACUAUGAGGACGACUCUAACAGUGAACACGAUUAUGAGUCCACAGAUACAUCCGACCACUAUGCGCAUAGAAGACCAGGACAUGAUCAGAUCUCCCCCGUGCAAAACAACCGCCCUGGCAACACAUCUAACACACAGCAAACGCAACAAAUAAAUGUUUAUCAAAAUGAAAACCAUAUGAUUGUUAGAAACGAAAAAAAUGUUCCAUUACAUCCUGAAAAUGCAUACCUUGUACAAAAAUACAGCAAAGAUGGUAACCUCCCCUUUGAGUGCACUAAAGAUGAUUUUGUACAAAUUUUGACUAACAGGCAAAUUUUAAGAAAAGUAACUUAUAUAGCAUUAGAUAUAAGUAUACGUAAAGCGUUCAUUGGUUAUUACUACUUUAUUGUUUACCUGAACAGAUGCUAUUACAAGAUGAUGAACAAAUUGAACAAUUGGUUUAUGAAUAUAGCAAGUGCACGUAACGUACCGCACCCUGUGCAAGUGGUGUACUGGCAAAAGUGUAGAACAUAUCUCUUGUGGGACUUAAGAAAAAUAGAAGAAAUGUCCACAAAAUAUUUUGAUGCACUUAUAUCACAAUCCCCCAGAGUGUGGACUAUAAAUUAUGAAGUAUUUUUGAGGCGCUGUAAAACAUUAUGGAGGAAGACUAUAAUGAAUACCAGGGAAAGAUGGAGCCGCGUACUGUCCUGGUGGAUCGUGAAAUAUAAUCAGGACAUGCAGUAUUGGCAACAGCAACACCAGGGACAGCCAUGGGAGCAGCGGGCCCCUUUCCUUGGAGACCAGGGACAGCCAUGGGAGCAGCGGGCCCCUUUCCUCGGAGACCAGGGACAGGCAACCAUGGACAGCACGGACACGUUGUCAUGCACAACACUGGGAGACGACAACAACAGUGAUGAUCACAUUUCUUUGUAA